AUGUCAGAGGGCAAACCACCGUCCACGAGUGGGUCCUCGAAGAUCUCGGAAGGAGAGGCAGAUUUGUACCUUGACCAAUACAACUUCACAACUACAGCUGCGAUUGUUGGUUCUGUAGACCGCAAAAUAUUCGUUCUGCUGAGAGAUGGGCGCAUGCUUUUCGGGGUGCUGAGAACUUUCGACCAGUAUGCCAAUUUGAUACUGCAGCACUGCGUGGAGAGAAUAUACGUGACCAAGCAAAAUCAAUACGCCGAGUGCGAUCGUGGCGUUUUCAUGGUUCGUGGUGAGAACGUCGUCAUGCUCGGGGAGGUAGAUAUAGACCGUGAGGACCAGCCACUGAGCGAGAUGCAGCAAAUCCCGUUCAGCCAGGCGUUGGCGGUGAAGAAAGCCCACGACGAGGCCAGGUUCGUCUCAGAGAGCAAGAAGGGCAAGGUCAUGGCUCAACAUGGCCUUAUUUACGAAUUUUACAAGUCUGAUAUAUAUUAA
Molecule: messenger RNA, 486 nt
Organism: Lachancea meyersii CBS 8951
Lineage: Eukaryota; Fungi; Ascomycota; Saccharomycetes; Saccharomycetales; Saccharomycetaceae
Source: the annotation of a GenBank genome assembly